Oppiella nova is the source of this 2327-nucleotide messenger RNA. Lineage: Eukaryota; Metazoa; Arthropoda; Arachnida; Sarcoptiformes; Oppiidae. The record is from the annotation of a GenBank genome assembly.
CCCUUUUUGUCAUUUGUAUUGUGUUUUUGUGGUGACAUUCAUAAGCCUUUUCAUUGUUAUCUUCAGAUAAUUAUCACCACAAUUAGUCACCAAUCAUGUCAUCAGAAGAUUUCUCGACAAAUGUGUGCCAAUACUUCCGCCCGAAGACGUUGAACGGAUCACCGGCUAAGACAGUGAAUGGAUCACCGAUUAAGACAUCUCGUCGAUCCCCGUUCAAGACAUUGAGGUCGACACCGGUUAAGACGUUGAAUGGCUCACCAGUUAAGUCAAUGAGUCGAUCACCAGUUAAGACACCGAAGACAUCACCGAACAAAUCAAAUGCCAACCCAAAGGCCAACCCAAAGACAUCGGCAUUUGACUCGAGACGUAACCAUUUGCUGAUGAAAUUGAUGUCCAAAUUUGAUGAUAAGAUGACACGAGUGAGAGAUCGCAUGUUUGAACCACUGAUGCAAUCGUUGUUCACAUUUGUGUCCCAAAACUGCUUAACCAAUCAAAUGAGAGAAACCAGUUUUGAGACCAAAUUGACGGCUAAUGUGGGACUCAUUCCCACGGCUUUGCUAUCAAUCGGCAUGAACUCAAGUGAACACAAAUUCAUUUGCGAUCUCCUGAUGGAAACCAUCCAAGACUUGACAUCAGUUGUCGUGUAUUUGAAUCGCUCGCAAAACGCCAAAGAUAUGAGUCUUAUCUUCAAAGCCAUCAGUGACUCCAUUCUGACCACAGAAGUCAUCGAGAGUGCAGACCUCGACGAACAUCAGAUCAAACGCAUGACAUUCGGCUCACUGUUCAGGAUAUAUGAAGAGAACGUGUUGGCCAUCAAUACCAACAACUUUUGUCCGCCAAUUGUCUUGUUUUUGGAUGAGAUCGAGUCGUUUGACCACUCGUUGGUCACCACAUUGAUCCUCAUUCUUAAGGAAUACAUGCAAACCAUACCAUUCAUACUGAUUAUGAGUAAAUCCAACGAAACAACUUCUUUGCAACAUUUGUUGCCCUCCAGUGCCACCGAUUAUCUCCUCGUAAAUAACUUCCAAUCCGUGUCCGGCCAUCAAGUGGUCGAUGAGAUAAUUACAGAACUGUUUAUACAAUCAGACAUUCGGUUUAAAUUGGGACCAAAUGUCUUAGAUUUUAUGCUUAAGAUGUUUGAAAAUCAAUGGACGUAUUCAUUAGAGAUGUGUUUAAGUGACAAUUCCGUGAACUCGGAGACACCGCAACCAUUGAUCAAAACAUUGAUAACUCGUCGCAAACUAUUGAUGGGAUUAGUGGAUGAGUCGCCACCUAAGCCGCAAGUUGUGGUCGAAAAGGCUGAGGUGUUGGAGCUCAAGGAUAAGUUGGCGAAACUCAAGACCCGUUCGCAGUGGAAGGAAACGAUUAAACCGUUAAAUAAGCCGAAAAUGUUGUCCAAGUUUGAUGUUUGGAGGGAUGAGACGAUCGCCUCUAUCGGACAGAUACUAAACGCUGCGACACAUCCCAUGUCUCGUCCUAUGAGUCAAGUAAUCUUCUUCGACGCCAUCGAUUCGGUAAAACAGCGCCUAUUUGUGGACCAGAGAAGUGAUACCCAAAAAAGUCUGUCCACUCCGUUGACUGACGCGAAGCGAUCGGAGACUGACUUUCAUAUACUUCACUACAUAUACAAUGACAGCCAAGCGGUGGUCAAUAUGUAUGACUGGUUCCAGACGUUUGUAGAGCUAAUCACACCAUUGACGACGAGUCCCGCAAAGAAAAGCAAAACCGAAGGUAAAAGUGAUGAAAAUAUCGUCCGCUUUCUGAACGCUGUGUCCGAUUUUGAAUACAUGGGACUCUUGGAGUCAUCUAAACGCAAAACCGAUCAUUUGAAUCGAUUGGACUGUCCAUCAAAUCAGGCCUACGAUAAAUCGGUGGACGGCCUACACAUCAAGAAGGAGUGUGCGUUAGCCCCGUGCCAUUUGCGGGACCCGAAGCUCGUGUUCAUCACAUUUGCCGAUCAGUGCAAAAACAAUGACGACGACUGCAUCUACUGCUGCGGUACCGACGGCUGCAACAAAGACGGCUCAGCCCUCAUAUCUGCUCACAACCUACUGAUAGUAACUAUGCUUUUCAUUAGCUUUCUAGUCGUUAAUUCCUCGCCAAUUGCCGUCAAUUAACUGAAUUUUCUCGCAAAAUAAAACUCAAAUACCUCUGAGAAUUGAGAGCUCUAUGUCUCUCUCGACCAUAAGAUUAUAUUGAAUAAGUUAUACUUGAAAUUCAUAUCAAAUGUUACUAAAAAACAAAAUUAUAGCUCAUAAUGAACUCAGUAAUACUCUUCGGUAUUAAAUGAGUAGAAACUUUUGAAACUUAAUUCAACUCUGGAAUAC